Molecule: messenger RNA, 1286 nt
Organism: Bolinopsis microptera
Lineage: Eukaryota; Metazoa; Ctenophora; Tentaculata; Lobata; Bolinopsidae
Product: RNA 3'-terminal phosphate cyclase-like protein
Exons: 6
Coding region: 13-1119 (368 amino acids)
Biological process (GO): endonucleolytic cleavage of tricistronic rRNA transcript (SSU-rRNA, 5.8S rRNA, LSU-rRNA); ribosome biogenesis
Cellular component (GO): nucleolus
Molecular function (GO): RNA endonuclease activity
Source: RefSeq, a predicted model, not a curated record
UCUCAUCAAGGUAUGGCAAAGUAUCUAACAUUCAAAGGAGAUGGUGAGUUUAGACAGAUUCUGAUUUUAUCACUCCUCUCUGGAAAACCAGUAGUGAUUGAAGAUAUCAGACAUUUAGAGGACGAACUUGGAUUAACGGAUUACGAAGUAUCUCUAUUGAAACUUAUUGACGAGCUGACUAACGGAACCAAAACCAAACUCAAUGAAACUGGAACAAGAUUGGUCUUUAGCCCAGGAUUCAUCAUUGGAGGAGAAGUUUCACACGAAUGUAGUUUAUCAGUUCCUCUUGGAUACUACAUGGAAGUUUUGGUCUGCCUUGCUGCGUUUUCAAAGAAGAAGUUUAAUAUUACCCUGCGAGGAGUUACUCACGGCCAUGGUCAUCCUAAUGUUGAUACUCUGAAGCACGUGACAUUGAGUUAUUGCAAGAAGUUGGGACUGCACAGCGCAGAACUAACAAUUAACAAGCGUGGCUACUCUCCUGGUGGAGGAGGAGAAGUUGUGUUUUUCUCUAAUUCCCUCAAAAUUGUGAAACCUAUCCAGUGGCUGGAUCCUGGCAAGAUUAAGAGGAUACGAGGGGUAGCUUCUUGUGCGCGGAUGUCACCUGCCACAAACCCACGUGUAAUAGACAAGGCGCGCGGCGUUCUCAACGACUUCAUACCUGAUGUAUACAUCUACAAUGAACAUUUGAAGGGAGCACAAUCCGGAAAUUCACCAGGACACAGUUUAACGUUGUACACAGAGAGCACAACUGAUGUGACAUUAUGUUGUGAUAACACAGCAACCCAACAGACUCUACCUGAGGAUCUAGCUCUAACCACCACUCACCAUUUAUUGGAUGCAGUGCACGCGGGAGGCUGUGUGGACAGCUCACACCAGUAUCUUGUUCUCCUCUACAUGGCACUGACUCAACACCACGUGUCCUCUGUUCGGCUAGGACCCUUAACUCCUUACACCAUCUCAUUUCUCCGUAACCUUAAACUCUUUUUUGGCAUUGUUUUUAAGAUUAAAGUUGAGAAAAUAAAUGUGGAUGAGCCUGGUAAUAAAAAAGGUUUGGGCUCUACUUUGGUUAUGUCUUGUUUGGGUAUUGGAUUUGAAAACAUGAACAGAUCGAUGACUUAGGACCUUUGUUAUGUAUCUGGUGUAAGCUGUAAUAUUUUUCUGCCGACCUGAUUUUAAUCUAUUUUUAAUUGUUUUUGAGAGUUUUCUCUUCUGGGGCAUUUAUUCGUAACUUAUUUACUGACAGAAAUUGUGAAUUUUGCUGAUGAAGUUUUAACAGUUUUAACACA